UAACUCGAGCGUGCUAUAGUAACCUUGCAUGGGUAAGGGAGGAAAUUCUCCCGAGAGCUAGGCUACGGUAGAAGAAGGAGAGGAUCGUCAUUAAAAUCCAUCUCCAUCCUCUUCUAGUUUGACGGCGAUGCCAUCCAAAAGCACCAGAACAUAAUAUAUACACUUCAGGCUUUCGGUUGAGUGCAGUAUUGGCGUGUUACGAAAAUCGGGGCGAGAGAAAAGCAAUGGUGAAAACUGGACUGUGAAAGAAGGGCGAAUUUAUCCGGGAGUUGGGGGAGGAGUGUAUCGGAAAGGAGAUAGCUGUAUAGUGUAGUCGCUGGGGCUUCGGUGUUUGUAGGAAGUUAAACCAAGGUUCCACAGAAAGACACGGUUAACGUUUUUUUUUCUUCGGCAAGAUACUCUGCUGACUAAGAAAUUCGGUAAAUAGUGCGAAAACCAUGGAACUGAGAGUAGGGAAUCGGUACAGACUCGGGAGGAAGAUUGGAAGCGGAUCCUUCGGCGAUAUAUAUCUGGGCACAGACAUUUCAGUCGGGGAAGAGGUGGCCAUCAAGCUGGAAUGCGUGAAGACGAAACACCCUCAGCUCCACAUCGAGAGCAAGAUCUACAAGAUGAUGCAGGGCGGUGUCGGCAUUCCCACAAUCAAAUGGUGUGGCGCUGAAGGCGACUACAAUGUCAUGGUCAUGGAGCUGCUGGGGCCCAGCCUGGAGGACCUGUUCAACUUCUGUUCCCGCAAGUUCAGCCUGAAGACCGUGCUUCUGCUGGCCGACCAGAUGAUCAGCCGCAUCGAGUACAUCCACUCCAAGAACUUCAUUCACCGGGACGUCAAGCCCGACAACUUCCUAAUGGGCCUGGGGAAGAAGGGCAACCUGGUCUACAUCAUCGACUUCGGCCUGGCCAAGAAGUACCGCGACGCCCGCACCCACCAGCACAUCCCCUACCGCGAGAACAAGAACCUGACGGGCACGGCGCGCUACGCCUCCAUCAACACGCACCUGGGGAUAGAGCAGUCCCGCCGUGACGACCUGGAGUCCCUGGGCUAUGUGCUCAUGUACUUCAACCUGGGCUCGCUGCCCUGGCAGGGGCUCAAGGCCGCCACCAAGAGGCAGAAGUACGAAAGGAUCAGCGAGAAGAAGAUGUCCACCCCCAUCGAGGUGCUAUGCAAGGGCUACCCCUCCGAGUUUGCCACAUACCUCAACUUCUGCCGCUCCCUGCGUUUCGAUGACAAGCCGGACUAUUCGUACCUGAGGCAGCUUUUCCGCAACCUGUUCCACAGACAAGGCUUCUCCUACGACUACGUGUUUGACUGGAACAUGCUGAAGUUUGGGGCCAACAGAGCGGCGGAGGACGCUGAGCGUGAGCGCAGGGACCGGGAGGAGAGGCUGAGACACAGCAGGAACCCCGGGGCCAGGGGCGUCCCCUCCGCCUCCGGCCGGCCCAGGCCGACUCAGGAAGGAGCGCCCGCGACCCCGCUGACCCCGACCUCUCACACCGGCGUCGAGCGAGAGAGGAAGGUGAGCAUGCGGCUGCACCGUGGCGCCCCAGUCAACAUGUCGUCGUCUGACCUGACCGGCCGGCAGGACACCUCCCGCAUGUCCACCUCACAGAAUAGCAUUCCCUUCGAUCACCACGGCAAGUAGCUGCUCGCCACGUUCUCGUGUGAAGGCAGCACUGGAUCCUGUCUCGCGUGAACCCCAGCGCUCUCCACUCUGCUGUACCUCGAUGAGACAUCUCCACGCACAACAAAGGACGGGCAACGCAUGGCUGAUGGUCACUACUACUCCCCCUACAGCCUCAACUCUGCAACGACCACGGAACAUCAGUCCUGUACAGAGCCAGUCUGUCUUCAAAGCCCGACUAAAUGGAACCACCUAAAGGCCUUUCGUUUGGAACACACACGCUCGCUCGCCCGCCCGCCAUCGCUGAGUGGGCUCCGAAGAAGGCCACAGUCUCAGCUCCCUCCACCUCUUCCUCCUCUUCUCCGCACUGGUGUCCUGACUAACUGCCCCCCCCAUAAUCUUCAAAGGAGGUUCACCGUGUUUCCCGUCACUGAUGAUCGGCGCCAUUUCUGUCCCCAGCCAUGCUAACCCUGCUGUGUCCUGAUACGUUAAAUGAAAUCUCCUUCGGUUUCUUUUGCCCCCCACCCCCAUGUUAAGUAUUAAAUUAUACAAGCCAUGUUCUAUUUAGAUCGGUAGCGUGUUGGUGUGUGACUUUUGUCUGAAUGAAGAGAACUGAAAAGGGUUCAUUAAAAUUGUUGCUUCUGAUUCAGUUCUCCAAAGACCCAGAAAGAUUGUGUUUCAGGUUAAGUAUUUUAACACUAUUUAUUGUUUUAAAGGUUUGUUUUUAGCCCCCCGUAAUUCCAUUGCUGUUAAGGAUAGGGUGCCUCUUCUAGGCACUGGUGGUUACUACUGUGCAGCAAAGCCUGCAAACCAUGGACAUGGACUGAUGGAUGCUCAUCUUGGAGACCCUUCAGUGGUGUGAGGAACUCAAAUGUGAAACAGGUUCCCACACUGCACCCCCACCCCGCUUUUCCAGCACCCAUUUUGGGUCACCCUGAGGGUUUUGGCCGCCAUCGUACUGAUGGCGUAGCGGAUACAGUUCUUUCGACUGUUGCUGUACAAAUAUUCUGCAUUCCUUUUUUAUUUCGAAGCUGUGAAAUAUCUGUAAUAUACAAAUGUAAAUGCUUUCCACUGGCUCUGUGGUGAGCUGGCGUGCCGCCUUGGGCCCGCCGUGUGGAGCUGGGGUGCCCAGCGUGAGCGUACUGGCCCAGCCCCACCAGCACCUCAGUGCCCUCAGUGCCACUCUGAUGGAGGGCGUCUCUCUACACAGCUGGCAAAUGAAGACUCCUCGGCAUUUGGGGGCCACCCUAGCAGAAGCGUGGAGCACACGUUCCUGUAGCAUUAAACGCAUCUUUUUUCGCCCCCCUUUUUUUAAAAUAUAUUUUAAUUUCCUUUUUUGGGUCAGAUACAUUCUCGCAUGUCAGAGGCUUUCAGUUCCUGCAGAUUUUUUUUUUUUUUCCCCAUUGAACCACUGCUGGUUGCACGUGGAGGCUGGUAAGUGCGUUUGGGGAGAACUGAAAGCCAAGCUGACUGCAGGUGAGUGGCUGUCAAAUCUCUGGUCGUGGUCGGGGAAUGUGGGUGGGUGCAUAUAGGGCCUGUGACGGCUUGGUGCCAUUUAGCGAGGGCAUCGCCUAGUAAGGGUAAGUGUUAGUGUAUAGUCUGAAGAUAUUAAUCGCCAGUGUGGAGUCGACACUUGGAGUGGGACAGGAGCGGUGCUUUUGUUGGGUUAGGGGGAUGAUUCACUCCAUACUCGUCUUGUUUAGUAGUUGGCCGGCCGGUGUUCUCAGUGAAUGUUCCUGCACUGAUUAAGAGGCACAUGCACUAAGUCUUUGCGUUCUUCUUUUUUCUGGAUUUUGUUCAAUGGUGGCAGAUUUCAGAGCUUUGGGCUUGGACCUCUGCCGUCUCCUGGUAGUACGCGAUGGGUAUUGCGACGAGCAGCUUGUUCAGGCGAUGCAGUCCGUCUGGCCCCAGGGGCCUCCGCUGUGUUUUUCCUCCUCCUUGCCCCUCCUCCUCUGUUUAUUCCUUAGUUUAGGCCCCAUGGGACAGUCAGGCCCCACCUCCCGCCAUCACACUGCUGUACCUUCUGUAAUUAUGGUAAUCUCCCAGCUUUGUAAUUUUGUUUUCCUCAUUUGUAUUGCCACUGUAUUUGUGUACUUUUAAAAUUGUGUAAAUAAAUUAAGAACUUGUACUUUU
This is a messenger RNA of Brienomyrus brachyistius, 3749 nucleotides long. Its product is annotated as casein kinase I. Bases 438 to 1637 code for a protein of 399 amino acids. Gene Ontology annotation, molecular function: ATP binding; protein serine/threonine kinase activity. The transcript is spliced from 10 exons. Gene Ontology annotation, cellular component: cytoplasm; spindle microtubule; nucleus. Gene Ontology annotation, biological process: signal transduction; non-motile cilium assembly; regulation of circadian rhythm. NCBI's taxonomy places the organism in Eukaryota, Metazoa, Chordata, Actinopteri, Osteoglossiformes, Mormyridae. The record is from RefSeq and is a predicted model, not a curated record.